AUGACCUCCACCCGCGUGGUAACCAGGCCGAAGCCCGACAUCGUCGGGUCGAACAAUGACGCGGCAGUCACAUCUUCCGCCAACCUCCUCAAAGAGGCAUCAAGAGAGACCGAUAAGCCAAAAGGUCCCGAGGCACGCAAGGUUCUACAUCAUUCCUUUGGCGAUAUCGAUCGCAAAAAGGCGUUGAACGUGGUACCAUAUGCAAACGGCUUCGUCCAUGGCAUCAUCCGCGCGUUUCAGCAAGAUCUUCAUCUCGUUCUCCGGCCUGACGACAUUUGGCUGGCUAUCACGGUACAGUUUAGCUUCUAUGUUAACGGCCACGCCGAGGAAUUAAGAAGUCACUUCGUCAAUCACGAGGGCAAGAAGAAGCUCGUCGUCGACAUGUCGCCCCAAAGCAUGGCGACACUAGACGUUGCAUCUGCGGCAGAGAAGUUCACCACACUGAUCCAGAGCAACGUGCUUGACCCUGAGCUUCGAAGCUGGAUCUUGCCAGAUUUUACAACUACAACCGACAAUGACAUAAGCGUCGGGGCACUGGUCAUGAUGGCCACUACAAAGGCAUACUUUGAGUACAUCAUAUUGAUGGGCUGCGGGUUCCCAAGUGUCACGCUUGAAGGGGAGAGGGAUGACUGGGUAAAGCUCCUCGAAAGACUGCCCAAGCUGGCGACAUUUGGCGAAGAACCUGCGCACUGGAGCAAGCUGCUCACCAAGGUGGUGGAGAAGAUGGUCGAAACAUUCGAUCGACCAGACGAUGAAGACGUCAAGGACUUUUGGAUGAGGGCAGUUCAUGAAGCCGGUGAGGAGGGCUCAGGGCGGGGACUCAUCUCACUAUCGGGCUGGAUCACGGCGUUCUGCUUCUGGGAUGAGAAAGGCCGCAUGAUCCACCAGUAUACGGACAAAGAGCUAGCAGACCACUCGUUUGAACAAACCGAAGAUAGGAAGAGGCAGGUUAUCGAUGACGUUGUCUUCCCAGUUAUUGGCGUCAAAAGCGUGCCACGAGCCGUGGUCGAGGUGCCGGUCAAGGUUCUGGACGGAAAUACGAUGCUUGACUAUGAUACCACUAUCAUUGUCGGGUCAGUGGGUGUAACAGCAACUGCAAGUGAGAGACAUGGGGAAAUCGAUACUUUUCAGCCUCGAUCGGGGUGGUGGAUGUUGCAAGACAAGGUGCAGCCGCUGAAUGGAGAAGACAUGUCGAAACAUGUAGAGGAUGUGUGUAAGGAUUGCAGGGCUCACGACUCUUACUAG
Messenger RNA from Trichoderma citrinoviride, 1245 nucleotides. RefSeq lists its product as hypothetical. Bases 1 to 1245 code for a protein of 414 amino acids. NCBI's taxonomy places the organism in Eukaryota, Fungi, Ascomycota, Sordariomycetes, Hypocreales, Hypocreaceae. The record is from RefSeq and is a predicted model, not a curated record. The transcript is spliced from 2 exons.